UGGCUGGGCACCGACGACCGCCGGAGGAAAGACCCCGAGGUGUUUCAGACGGUGAGCGAGGGCCUGAAAAAGCUCUACAAAACCAAGCUGCUCCCCCUGGAAGAGCACUACAAGUUUCACGAGUUCCACUCGCCCGCCUUGGAGGAUGCCGACUUCGACAACAAGCCCAUGGUGCUCCUCGUGGGGCAGUACUCCACUGGGAAGACCACCUUCAUCAGGUACCUGCUGGAGCAGGAUUUCCCAGGGAUGAGAAUUGGACCAGAGCCUACAACUGACUCUUUUAUAGCAGUUAUGCAAGGAGAUGUGGAAGGAAUCGUUCCUGGAAACGCGUUGGUGGUGGAUCCCAAAAAACCGUUCAGGAAACUCAACGCCUUUGGCAAUGCCUUUUUGAACAGGUUCGUUUGUGCCCAGCUACCUAAUCCUGUGUUAGAGAGCAUCAGUGUCAUUGAUACACCAGGAAUCCUUUCUGGAGAAAAACAGAGAAUAAGCAGAGGUUAUGACUUCGCUGCUGUACUGGAGUGGUUUGCAGAGCGAGUUGACCGCAUCAUUCUCCUUUUUGAUGCGCAUAAGCUGGACAUCUCUGAUGAAUUCUCUGAAGUCAUCAAGGCCCUGAAGAACCAUGAGGACAAGAUGAGAGUUGUUCUCAACAAGGCUGACCAGAUAGAGACUCAACAGCUGAUGCGGGUGUACGGUGCCCUCAUGUGGUCCCUGGGAAAGAUCGUCAACACUCCUGAGGUCAUCAGGGUCUACAUUGGCUCCUUCUGGUCCCAUCCGCUGCUCAUCCCCGACAACCGCAAGUUGUUUGAGGCAGAGGAGCAGGACCUGUUCAGGGAUAUCCAGAGCCUGCCCCGCAAUGCAGCCCUGAGGAAGCUGAACGAUCUCAUCAAGCGAGCACGGCUAGCCAAGGUCCAUGCCUACAUCAUCAGCUCCCUAAAGAAGGAAAUGCCUUCAAUGUUUGGGAAAGACAAUAAAAAGAAAGAGCUUGUUAACAAUUUGGGAGAGAUUUAUGCCCGGAUUGAACGGGAGCACCAGAUCUCACCAGGAGACUUCCCUAAUCUGAGAAAGAUGCAGGAUCAGUUGCAAGCCCAGGAUUUUAGCAAGUUCCAGCCUCUGAAGAGCAAGCUGCUGGAGACCGUGGAAGACAUGCUGGCCAAUGACAUUGCCCAGCUCAUGGUGCUCGUACGCCAGGAGGAGUCACAGCGGCCAACCCAGAUGGUGAAGGGAGGAGCCUUCGAGGGCACCUUGCAUGGUCCAUUUGGCCAUGGCUAUGGCGAAGGCGCUGGUGAAGGGAUUGAUGAUGCCGAGUGGGUGGUGGCCAGGGACAAGCCCAUGUAUGAUGAGAUCUUCUACACACUCUCGCCUGUCGAUGGUAAAAUAACUGGUGCCAAUGCGAAGAAGGAGAUGGUAAGGUCUAAACUGCCCAACACUGUGCUGGGCAAGAUAUGGAAACUGGCUGACAUCGACAAAGAUGGCAUGCUGGAUGAUGAGGAGUUUGCCUUGGCGAAUCAUCUCAUUAAAGUCAAGUUGGAGGGUCAUGAGCUGCCAAAUGAGCUCCCUUCCCAUCUCCUCCCUCCAUCCAAAAGGAAAAUAACAGAGUGAAGCAAUGGUUACGGGGGAGAGUGAAAGGGAAGGGGAAAAAAGAUCUAGAAAAACAUGUUUACUUAAAUUAUACCUUUAGAUGUGAGAUCACCUUCAGAUUUAUACAUAUUUUGCUGUAUGAAGGAAAAAACUAAAGCAGAACAAAAAUGUCCAAUCCUUGUUCAUGAUAAUAUGCAAUUAACUCUUCCAGUGUAAUGUCCCUGCUUUCUAACGUCUAGUCUGUAAAUAUGAAGGCAAAGAAAGGAUGUUGAGACUAGGAGAAUCUGAUAAGCAGGAGCGGAAUAAAAACUGAAAUGGGCUGCAUUUUUUGAGAGUGGAGUAGGCACCAGUAGAAAUCUGCUAACAGCCAGUAUCACUCCUGAGCUUGGGCUGCACCUUCUGCUGUUCAUUGGGUCUUGCAAACUUCAGGAGACUGAGAUCUUGAUAGUGAAGAGGAAACCACAAGAUCUCUAAGCUAUUUGCCAAACUAAAGAGCACUUCCUAAUUAACAUAAGCCCACACUAAAAUACUAGAUACUCAAUCCCAGAGUUAAGAAUUUU
Opisthocomus hoazin is the source of this 2138-nucleotide messenger RNA. Lineage: Eukaryota; Metazoa; Chordata; Aves; Opisthocomiformes; Opisthocomidae. The record is from RefSeq and is a predicted model, not a curated record.